GAAUUACCUAUACUUCUAAAAUCUUGUUUAAUGACAAACGAGAUUGAUGUAAAUGACCCUUCGCUAGGUGAUUCUAGUGAUUAUGAUAGCUUGUGUUUUGGCUGGGUAAAUCUUAAUCGAGUUCGUUCGUCGUACCGUUCAUCUCAUAUUUGUUAUAUAUUAAGUCGUAGGAAGCGCUUAGAUUGCAAUACAGCGUCGUGUAUUGGUUUUAGCACUCGCGCUGUCGCGUUUAAACUCACCGCACGCGACAGAGAGACCACGAAAGUGAACGUCGCCCGAUGGCGUCUACUUCUGACGUUUAAAGUUCUGAUACAGUUUUUUGCGGUUUGCGGAAUGCGCCACACUAACAUAGCGUCGUUCAAUUCGUAAUCAUUUUAUCAUUCUCCAUUCGGUCGAUAAGAUUACGUUUUCAGCAGUUGUUCGUUCGCGAUAACUCAGAUACUGCAUUUUCACUAGGUGUUGUUUUAUUGGAUCAAAUAUUGAAUAGUUGGAGCUGAAAUUUUUAAGUAGAGAAUGGUCAAGGAUCGCUUGAGUGAACUGAAAAGUCGAUGCAAAUACAGCAGCAAUGUUAGCAUUGAUUUGAUACCCACGAAGUCACAGGAAGAAAUAUUCUCCAACUUGGAGAAGUUUUCAGAGCUUAACGGGUGGAUUAAAACGAUUCGGGAAAACAUUGAGGAAAUGAAACGGACUGUGGCGACGCCCUCUUUCCAUUACAACGACAAAGUGAUUCGUAGCAAGGUUGAAAAAAUGAUGGAACGAAAUAUCGAACUGUGCAAGCAUAUUCAUAUGGCUAUAAAACAACUUCACACGGAUAUGGAACAGGAAGAAUGUCGGGGGAGUGCCCUAUUUCGGAUAAAACACACGCAGUUCAUUGUGAUUAAAGAUGAUUAUUUGAGUGCAUAUCGAGAACACGAAGAGUUUGUUAGCUAUUAUGAAGAUAAAAUCAAGAACUUGAUGAAAAAAGAAGCAAAAGCAAUGAACUACAACAUCACAGACGAUGAGGCAGCAGAGAUGUUGGCCAGUAAUCACACGUCCCCAUUUGUUGGAAAUAUUCUGGAGAAAACGGAACACGAACGACGAAAACUUCGUGACAUAAUGGCCCGCCAUACACAGUUAGUCGAACUGGAGAAGUCACUUAUCGAGAUUCGCGACCUGUUCGUUCGGAUAUCAACACUAGUGAUGGAACAGGGUAGUUUGGUCCAAGUGGUAGAAUAUCAUGCCCAACAGGCUUUGCUGAAUACUGAUCAUGGCGCUCACCAGCUCGAAAAGGCGCGAAUUUACAAACUGAAAGCAAUGAAGAAGAAAACCUGCUUGAUAAUAUGGGUUGUAAUUGUUCUUUCGGUACUAGUAUUACUGAUGAUAAUAUUUUGAAAUAGUAAUACAAUACGUGUUGAAAUAUAUUGUGUAUGCUUUCAUGUAUUUGACAACCGAAUUACGGAAGUUGUUGCGUGUGGAGGGAAUAAAUAAGAGGGAUAAA
Messenger RNA from Malaya genurostris, 1477 nucleotides. RefSeq names its product syntaxin-4. The record is from RefSeq and is a predicted model, not a curated record. Gene Ontology annotation, cellular component: SNARE complex; membrane; synaptic vesicle. Gene Ontology annotation, molecular function: SNARE binding; SNAP receptor activity. Lineage: Eukaryota; Metazoa; Arthropoda; Insecta; Diptera; Culicidae. Gene Ontology annotation, biological process: vesicle-mediated transport; intracellular protein transport; vesicle fusion. Bases 514 to 1371 code for a protein of 285 amino acids. The transcript is spliced from 6 exons.